GAUGUCUUUGUUUAUAUACUCCAAGACUCGGUAGAAUCAAUCAUUGAUGUUAGCAAGAAGGAUACCACCAAAAUUGAUUUGGAUAAGAUCAUGAAAAAGGUACUUGGUGAGGAUUUAAUGUUCUCGAAAAAACAAGAUAAAGGAAUGAUGUGGCUUAAUGCUAUUAUUCUUACUUUACUCUUCUUGUUCUCUUUUGGCUUUGUCGGGUAUCAAAUGAACAAGAACGAAAGAACUCAGCAAGAGAAGAAGAAGUGA
This is a messenger RNA of Entamoeba invadens IP1, 255 nucleotides long. RefSeq lists its product as hypothetical. The record is from RefSeq and is a predicted model, not a curated record. NCBI's taxonomy places the organism in Eukaryota, Evosea, Mastigamoebida, Endamoebidae. The annotation marks the transcript as partial. The transcript has a single exon.